This is a messenger RNA of Pteronotus mesoamericanus, 1844 nucleotides long. RefSeq names its product purinergic receptor P2Y12 (gene P2RY12). Gene Ontology annotation, cellular component: membrane. Gene Ontology annotation, molecular function: G protein-coupled purinergic nucleotide receptor activity. The transcript has 4 exons. Bases 293 to 1312 code for a protein of 339 amino acids. NCBI's taxonomy places the organism in Eukaryota, Metazoa, Chordata, Mammalia, Chiroptera, Mormoopidae. Gene Ontology annotation, biological process: blood coagulation; G protein-coupled receptor signaling pathway. The record is from RefSeq and is a predicted model, not a curated record.
ACUCUGAGUGGAAACGAAGCCCAGAGAGGAAGGGAGAGAGAGAAAAAAACAUCAACUGGUUGGCUCCAGUACACACCCCAACCAAGAUCAAAAGUCAACUCAGAAUCUUCAAGACUUUAUUCGUCAAAACCAGCAAAUUCUCUGUCAUAAAGAGCUUUAACAACUAACCUAAGACAUUAAAAAGGAAAAUACCAGCUGACACCCUGCAGGUUGAAAUAACUACCACUUACUGGAUACAUUCAAAUCCUUCAAAAUCAACAGAGUAACCAGGUAUCAAAGAAGAAACGCAGCCAUGGACAACCUCACCUUGGAGGCUGGGAACGGCAGCCUGUGCACCCGAGAUUACAAGAUCACCCAGGUCCUCUUCCCACUCCUCUAUACUGUCCUGUUUUUCGUUGGACUCAUCACAAAUAGCCUGGCAAUGAGGAUUUUCUUUCAAAUCCGCAGUAAAUCCAACUUCAUUAUUUUUCUUAAGAACACAGUCAUUUCUGAUCUUCUCAUGAUUCUGACUUUUCCAUUCAAAAUCCUCAGCGAUGCCAAACUGGGAACGGGACCACUGAGAACUUUUGUGUGCCAAGUGACCUCCGUCAUAUUUUAUUUCACAAUGUAUAUCAGUAUUUCAUUCCUAGGACUAAUAACUAUUGAUCGCUACCAGAAGACUACCAGGCCAUUUAAAACAUCCAGCCCCAAAAAUCUCUUGGGAGCUAAGAUUCUCUCUGUUGUCAUCUGGGCAUUCAUGUUCUUACUCUCUUUGCCUAACAUGAUUCUAACCAACAAGAGGCCAAGAGACAAGAAUGUUAAGAAAUGUUCUUUCUUCAAAUCAGAGUUUGGUUUGGUCUGGCAUGAAAUAGUCAAUUACAUCUGUCAAGUCAUUUUCUGGAUUAAUUUUUUAAUUGUCAUUGUAUGUUAUACACUCAUUACAAAAGAACUAUACAGGUCCUAUGUAAGAACGAGGGGUGUAGGCAAAGUCCCCAGGAAAAAGGUGAACAUCAAAGUUUUCAUUAUCAUUGCUGUAUUUUUUAUUUGUUUUGUUCCCUUCCAUUUUGCCCGAAUUCCCUACACCCUCAGCCAAACCCGGGAUGUCUUUGAUUGCUCUGCUGAGAAUACUCUGUUCUACGUGAAAGAGAGCACUCUCUGGUUAACUUCCUUAAAUGCAUGCCUAGACCCAUUCAUCUAUUUUUUCCUUUGCAAGUCCUUCAAAAAUUCCUUGAUGAGUAUGCUGAAGUGCUCCAGUUCUGCAACAUCUGCUCCACAUGAAAAUCGGAAAAAGGGACAGGAUGGUGGGGACCCAAGUGAAGAGACUCCCAUGUAAACAAACUGAGAUAACAGUUCAAUCUAGUAGUGUUUGGAACUGCUGACAGCAAAACACUAUGUGAAAAUAUUAAUACUGACUAAGAAGUAGCUGAGUUAGUCACAAUGACUCUUGAAAUAACAAAAGACUACAAAAGUAAUCUUAAUUUACUUUUCCAGCAUUUAAAAGCUAUCUUAAAAAGUAGAAAAAUAAACUAACAUGUAGCUGUGGAGCAAAAUGAACUUUAUCCAAUCACCACGCGACAUGCAAAACUAUACAGAAAUCACAAGUGUAGAGUUUUGGCAAAAGAGGUAACAAUAUAAUAAUACCUACUGUAAUUCUUUAAAUACAUUAUUGAUCACAAUGUUAUAAUCAACUUACAAUACAUAAUCAACUGAAGAAUGAUAAAUCUGAUAAAAUCUUUAACCACAAAUUAUACUUAAGAUGUAUAUACAAUCUUAGUCCCUAAUCAAAUGCUGACCUAUUGUAAUAAUCAUUAUAAAAAUUUAAGUUAAGUGGGACACAGAAAGAAUAGUAACUACUAACUUUUACU